GAAACCCGGACUCUGGCACAGUCCAUGUGGACUCGGGAGACUGGGGGGGUUGGAGCGCCCUGUGCUGGAGCCGGCGGGCGGCGGCUAGUAGCUCGGUAUCCCCCGCCGCGCUGGGGCUAAUGCUGGACUCGCCGCUCCUCCCCGCGGGACCGCUGCUCCCUCGCGCCCCCGCCCCAGCAGUGGUCGGGCCCGCGGCGCUGGCCGGGGCUGCGCUGGGACGGGCUGAUGGAGCCACCUGCCGCUGCUGGUUUCAGGCUGAUCAAAGAAGAUACAGAAGGUGAUUAUGAACAAGGUUCUAGUCUGAUCAGAGAAGAAGAAUCAGAAGAUGAUGUUGAACAAGGUUCCAGUCUCUUGGAUGAAGAAGAAGAAUCUCAGAUGCAAGAAGAUGGUGAACAGUUAGUGAAACUGACUGAAGAUGACAUUAGCAGUAAUAGGAUCAUACUUACAAGUGGCAUUCAGGAAUGGCCAGAUGGUUCCAGUUACAAAGGGGAAUUUGGGUUUGAUCUAAAGCUUGGUUAUGGAGAAUUCUCAUGGGUCAAUGGUGAGAGGUAUGUGGGGCAGUUUUACAAGGACCAUCGCCAUGGCAAAGGGACGUACUUUUGGCCCGAGAGUUCCAAAUUUACCGGAUCAUUUUAUCUUAGCCAUAAAGAAGGAUAUGGGACCAUGGAAUUCAAGGGUGGCAGAAACUAUCAGGGACUAUACAAGGCCGAUGACCGGUUUGGACCAGGAGUUCAGAGCUAUCCAGAUGGCUGUCAAGAUGUUGGCUUGUGGCUCAGGAAUCACAUAAUUAAACUGUGUACUGAAAUACCUGGACAUUUUUCUCUCUCGGAUUACCCAGAACACUACAGCUAUUUGGAUGCUGAUUCCCAGAGAGAGUGUCUUUCUGAUGAGGAGAUUCCAUUUUGGGAUCUGAAUGAGGAACAGGACCCAUUUUUCUACAACUACAAACUUCUCCUUUUAGAUGACAGUUACAUAUUGCCUGAAAAAAUGUACAUCUACUCAAAUGAUACAGAUCACCUUCCCCUGACUCACACCUUCCGUAAAGAGUUUGAUUCCCAAUAUUUUCAGAACAAAAAGUUGUAUGAUGAAGAACCAUGGCCUGUUAAAAACACAAGCCCUUUAAUGGUUAGAAUGCAGAAGCACAUCUAUAAAUACAGGCAUUGUCAAACAGAGGUCAGUUGGGAUAUCAACAUCAUUUUGAAUGGAAGCCGAGACACCUUUGGACCGAAGGGCCCCAAAGAGCUUGCUUCGGAGCAGCUGAUUCAAAAGGCAGCAGCAGGAGACUUCAAUAGAAUUUAUGAGAUUCUGAGGGACAGCUUAGCUCAUCCAGAUGUAGCUGACACGCGUGGAUACACUGCACUUGCUGCUGCUGCUCUGAAUUACCAUGACGACAUCGUUAAUCUUCUUCUUGAUAAUGGAGCUGAUGUGAAUAAAUGCAGCGAUGAAGGAUUAUCAGCGCUAUCCAUGUGCAUUAUUCUUUAUUACCCAAUAGAAUCAUUUAAGGCUAAUGUUGCUGAGAGGAACUUUAAAAAAGACGAGGAUGAGCAGUUGGAAGAUGGAUCUGCACCACUUCCAUUGGCACCAGCAAAACAGAAACGCUUAACUGGUCCUGUUCGUCAGUCAGCUGUGGUACCUCCUAUGCCUGGGGAAAAGGCAGAGUCUGUUUCUGAUGAUAGAAACACAUUGGAUGAAACGGAUCUUGCAAGUUUAGAAAAGAGGACUGGCUCCAGCACUGAAUCCAAUUUUGAGUCGAACUGUACUGUUUUCAACUACGGAAUCAAGGUUUCUCUAAAAGCUUUGCAGCAGAGUGCAGAUGCCUUCAGCCAGAGUUUGCUGAGAGUACCCUCCUAUGCCUAUGUCAAUGGACAUGGUGGGGCUGACGGCACCAUGAGAAAAAUGGCGUUAUCAAUAUCUGAGCACCGAAAGAGAUGGACCACGGUCAAACUACUUCUCCGCAGAGGUGCAGACCCCAAUGUUUGCAGGAUCCCUCUGCAUGUCCUAUUCUUUGCUGUUAAAGCUGCGGAUGUAGGAGCAGUGAAACUACUAUUAGCAGCAGGAGCAAGGACUGACAUACGACUUCCAUCCAGGCUGGGAGGUUUAAUGCCUCUUCAUAUUGCUGUGGCCAUUCCUGGUGAAGAAGGGGUCAAGAUAACGGAAUUAAUCCUUCAUUCAGCUACAGAUCCCGAUGCAAGGGCAGGAGACGAAGAUGAUGUAUAUGCACCAGACUGGAAUGAGCCUGCCGAAUCACCAGUUAUUAUUGCCAUGAAACUUAAUAAUGAAACUGGACCUCCUAGUGAAUACUACUCAUCUUCUAGUCUUGUCCCAGAGGAAGGUGGGAGGACUCCUUUGCAUAUUGCCUGUGAGAGAGAGGAUAACCCCAAGCAUGUCAGAGAUGUUGUCCACCUCCUCUUAACUCAUAAGGCAAAUCCUAACACCUUGUGGAGUGGCCAUUCACCACUUUCCCUGGCAAUUGCCAGUGGGAAUGACUUGGCAGUGAUGGAACUCUUAGCGAAUGGAGCUGACCCCAAUCUUCCAUUAAGCAACGGUAUAGGUAGUGCCCUUUGUGCUGCAGUCAACACCACAUAUGAACAGAAGAGGACCAUAGCAAACAGGAUUUUAUUGAUUGAUAAACUAAUUGAGGCUGGUGCAGAUAUGUUGAUGCCAAUUACUCUUAACCAAGGGAGGAGAACUGCAGUGGGAACUGUAGUAGACUACGCAUAUUAUAAAUACUUUCAGGAUAAGAAGAUAGCACAUACUCCAUACCAUGCAUUAUUGCCGCCGGAACGAGAGAUUUUCAAUGCGCGCAGGGAGCUGCUACAGUACAUUAGUGACCGGCUUCGCGAGCGUGUUGUCUUGAAAGAGAGAGAAUGGGAUAGAGAAGAACUUCGGAAAUCCAGGAAAUUAGAGGCAAGUCCUCGUGCUCCCUCAGCUAGAAGAAAACAUGUGGACAAGCGUGCUGCAAUAAUGCUAUCACGGGAGGAAGUGAGACAGCCCUUCUUUAAAUACUGCUACCAGUGUGGGCGGGCUAUAGGGAUUCGACUCACUCUUUGCAUACGCUGUUAUGAGAUCUUCACUUGCAGCAAGGCUUGUAAAGUCAAAGCCUGGAAUGAGCGUCACAGGCGCGAGUGCUUUGGAGCUACAGGUGAUUCACCAUUAAUGGACUCUGAUCAAGACAACCUACAGUCUGAGGUUGAUGAAAAGCAUCAACUUAAGACUAAGUCGGGCAUUUCAAGAGAGAGGCAGAGUCUUGUUGGCAGAAAGGGAAGCGAGGGAAGAGGCAGAAGAGAUGUCUUCAGGAAAGAUGACAAGAAGCCAAGGCCAGGAAGACUAUGUGCAGUGGCCGAUGACAUGCGUCCAAAUCUUCCUUACACUGGGAAUUACAGUUACAAUUAAUCCCACUGUAGAAAAGUUGACCUGGCAUCACUUGCCUUUAUCUAAUAAGUACUAUAUCAAAUAGGAAGCGAUAGGAUACUAAUGAUAUGUGUGUGAUGACAACUUAGCCAGCCAGAGUCAUUUUCCAGUGGCCUUCUCUAUUUUUAAUUGAAAAUACUGAUUAGCAUGGAUGCCUCUAACAGUUAGACAUGUAAAGAGAGAGCUGGAUGAUAAAAAUGACUACUGUACGGGGUAAAGCUGUGUAAGAGCUAUUCAUGCCACUGAAAUAGCAUCUGCAAUGUGACUAUUGCAUCGCUCAUCAACUCCACGAAAACGUCACUCUCCUCUAGCUUGAAUUGCGACGUAAUUAUACUAUGAUUGGUGGGGGGCAACGUGGCUGUUACGCUGAUUUAGUUAGCUAUUCAACUGACCAAACCUUCUGAAAAACAGAUUAUGCUCCAAAGCAUGAAAAAUGUCACACAACCUCAAAGCUCACCGUGUUCAGCAAGGAGAACUUUCUGUCUGAUCGGGCAUGCUCUCGCCUCCCACCCCUCCCUCAGCUUCACUUAUUGGCAGCUGAGGAUGAGGAUGGUGAAAACUUUAGCGCUUACACCUGUUCAGGUCGAAGGGCAUUUUGCUGUUGACAUGAAUGGAAGCAGGAUUAGGGGAUAUUUGCUCAUAUGGCAGACAGAGGUCACCAUGUGGAAAAGGAGGCAAUUUUCUGGUUAGGUGUCUCAUUUUUAGCGAUGCUGAGCACCUCCAAUUCCUAUUGGAUCCAGUUGGGGAGGUAGCUACAGGUACUCAGCACCUCCGAAAAGUAGGCCCUGUUUAUGUGCCUGUCUGUAGUGUCAUGUUUGAAAAUUUUGGCCAGAGUACAUAAGGACCAGAAUAAUGUUCCUCACACCCAUGUGACUUACAUCGGGAUGCAUGGAUGUAACUGAGAACAGAAGCUGACCCUUGGAUUGUAUAUAGUUUGAGCAUGUUAGUUUCCCGAUGUUUGGCCUACCAAUAGCUCAUUUGCAAAUGUGGGGUGUGUUCAUAAAGCUACAAAAUUGGAUACAAUUUUUUUUUCCGUUUUCCUAUUUCUUUGCUAGUGGCAGUUAUUUUAAAUAAUACAGAGAGGAUUUACAGGAGAUGACUGAAUUGUAGUUUGUAUAAAUACUGUUCCUUGUAGAGUACCCCUGGAUAAAUAUGUAUUAGUUUUAUAGAAUAUAGAGAUCAGCUGUUUAGCGCUGUGUAUAUAAAAUAGAAUCUAAACUCCUGUAACAGAAAGAUUUUAAUAAAUACCAAGUAAACUGGUAAGCUUUACAGAAACAAGAAGUUGAUUAAUUUCUUUGUUUGGGGGGGUGGAGGGGAAUUCUUUAGGUGCCGUUUACCUCCAGUCACGUGCACUCCUUCUGUCAGUAUCUGAUUACCAGAAGUCUGGGGCUCACCCCCUUGGUAUCGUUACCAAGUUCACCAACCUCUGGAAAUGGAAUUGUGUAUAUAGAAAAACAAAACCUAUUUCAUUCAAAGGGAGCAUGGUGGUGGAUUAUUUAAUUCAGAAAGGCUCUCUACUAGGACCAGAAUGCUUUCUUCUUUUAGUUAACUUUUCAAGAAGCAGUAUCUUGAGUGCAAUAGUAAAUAAUUAACACUGUGCUUUACAUUUACAAAUAUUUAGUUGUAAAUCUAAUCUUUUAAUUUCUCUCCUUCAUUACAUCCUCCCCAGUCUCUCUCUCAACAAACUUUAGUAUGGUAACUUUUUAAAAUGUCAUCAAAUAAAUAUCAUCUUGUUUUUAAGCAUUUCCUAUACCUAGAGGUGACUGCUCUCCGCCACACAUUUUUGAGCAGGUGAGAAGCUCACAAUGGCCAUAGGAUACUGUUGUUAGUGGGUAAACCAAGGACUGAGUGUGGGGCUACUCACAUUUAGAAAUAAAACAGUGAUUUGUAACAGUGGGGACAAAUAUAGAUUUAAGUCUCCAGCCUUUUUAUUUAUACAAGGAUUCAAAGAACAUAUUUCAACCUUAGAUAAACAGUGCAAGAUAGUUACAAGUACCUUGGUAACAGAAAGAAAUAUAUAACUGGCCAGCUAUGCCAAUAAGUGAAAUAAAUCUUAAUCCUCCAGCUAGAAAUGCAUUUUUUAAAGCAAAGGUGUACUUCAGAUAUUUGUUAUACCUUAUCCCCUACCAGGCCCACCAGAAAACAAUAGGUUGUUUGUCAUUUGUAAAACGAUAAAUAUCUGUGCUCUCAAAGCCGCUAAUGAUCCCACCCGUAGUUAAAACAUACAAAUUAUGGCACAAAAGAGCAAGUUUAAAGACAGAGAUGCUUGUAAAUCCACUAGUCCAUUUUUCAGGUUCUCCACUUUGCAGGGAUGUGGGUGUUUAAUAAUUCAGAUAAGAACAAACCCCAAAGUAUUUUUUCCUUAUCAAAACACUGAGCAUUCACCAUCUUGCUAACAGAGAAGCGAAUGGUCCUUUUUCCUCUUCCCCGUCCAAAGCAGCAAA
Molecule: messenger RNA, 5855 nt
Organism: Chelonia mydas (Green sea turtle)
Lineage: Eukaryota; Metazoa; Chordata; Testudines; Cheloniidae
Gene: ANKMY1
Product: ankyrin repeat and MYND domain containing 1
Exons: 18
Coding region: 226-3393 (1055 amino acids)
Molecular function (GO): protein binding
Source: RefSeq, a predicted model, not a curated record